AUGAGCCGAAAAUCCGUGGAUCAGAUUGCCAGCGGGGCGCUCUCAUACCCUCAGGGGAGCGCCUCCACGCUCCUGCUGGAGUCGGCCAUCUCCCUCGGCGACGAUCCGCUGUCCUCCGCGAGCCCAAACCCCUCCGUGGAACACGACUACCCACACCCGCGGCCGGCGUCCUCCCCCGGGUUCAGCGCCAUGGGAUCGGCCCCUGAGCCCCCAUCGCCGGAGCUCAGCGGCGAUGCUGAGGCCGGCGCCGAUUUGGCCGCCACCGCGGACGGGGACUGCGGCGAUCCCGCGCUGGAGGGCGCCGCCAGCACGCAGAGCUCGCAGGGGUCAGGCUGGGUGUGGCUGCCGCCCCAGCGGGUGGAUUCGAUGCCCGACGAGCCCGGUUGCACGGUCGACCUGGCGGAGCCCGUCAGGCACGGCAACUGGGUGCUGGUGAAGAAGCAGGCGUCCAUGGAGAUGGGAGAGAUUUCGGGGAGCAGGGAGGGGAAUGCGGACCCGCCGGAUGCGGAGGGGGACUGCGGCGAGGGCGCAGUGCAUGAGAGCCCGGGCGCCAAAGCUGUCGAGGACCCUGGCGCCAAAACUUUCGAGGACCCUGGCGCUGAAACUGUCGAGGGGGCAAUUGGUGGUGUUGGUAUGGAUGGCGGGCAGGAGAGGGGCGGGACGGAGACGUCGCGGUCCAAGGCAUCGGCGGGCGGGGAUACGCCUCGGGGGUGUGAUGACGGCCUGGCGGGCAUGAACCUGGGGAUCGCGUGGGGGGACCUGCACCUGGGCCACCCCAGGGUGGUCCUGGGCGAGGGCGCGUUCGGAAAGGUGUACAAAGCGGAGUACGGCGGGCAGCCCGUGGCGGUGAAGAGGUUCUCUCCAUCCUCGGCGGAGGUGGCCAAUGCGGAUGUGAUGGCCAAUGAGCUGAGGAUCCUGGGCGCCGCUGGGCCCCACGAGAACUUGGUGCGGUGCUACGGUGGGUGCCUGGCGGGGCCCUGCAUAUUCAUCGUGGAGGAGCUCAUGCACUGCACCCUCCAUGAGUUGGUGCACUCCUGCGAGUGGGGCCCCAGGCCGAUGCCGGUGCGCCAGUUGUUGAGGCUGGCGAUGGACAUCACGUCGGGCCUCUGCCACCUGCACCCGAAAAUUGUGCACAGGGACCUGAAGCCGCAGAACAUAUUGCUGUCAAAGGACGGCCGUGCAAAGGUGGCAGACUUUGGGCUGUCGAGAGUGAAGGCCAGCACCUACCUCAAGACACGAAAUCAUCUGGCUGGGACCAUCGAGUACAUGGCGCCCGAGUGCAUAAACAGCAAGAACGUGACCCACAAGAGCGACCUGUACUCCCUGGCACUCAUACUCUGGGAGUGCCUGACUGGUAGCACCCCCUACAAGGACUACGACCACGCCUUUGCCAUCAUGUUCACUGUGGCCAGCAACGGGACAAGGCCACAAUUCCCUGAGGACGUGCACUGUCCCCCAGGAUUGAAGCAGCUCAUCUGUGACUGCUGGAGCCAGGAGCCGCGAGACAGGCCCUGUUGCGAAGAGGUCUUGACAAGGCUGAGGGAGCUCGAGAUGGAGCUAUUCGGUGAUGUGAAGGCGCAGCGGUAG
This is a messenger RNA of Ostreobium quekettii, 1587 nucleotides long. The record is from the annotation of a GenBank genome assembly. NCBI's taxonomy places the organism in Eukaryota, Viridiplantae, Chlorophyta, Ulvophyceae, Bryopsidales, Ostreobiaceae.